AUGUAUCGUCUUGAACGAUGGGUGCCUCAAGGCCAACGCCUACUCGAUAGACUCACCACUCGGGGCGUCUUCAUGUAUCACAUUUUCCUCUUUCGUGAGGACGUAGAGCUGGGGUCAUCCGCCGAUCAUGUCCGGGGGUCAAGGCACGUCCAUGGUAGUUGGUAUCAGCGGCUCCUCGGCGCCGCGGCCGAAGAGAACGGCGGCGUGAAGCCGGUCCCGGUUGAGAAGCGGGCGAACACGCAGUACAACAACCCGUUCACUGUCCACGGGGCUGUUCUGUGUAUUCCCGCGGAGAUGCUCGCGACGCCGGUGUUUGAGAUGGGCCACAGAGAUGCGUUCCUGAACAUCCUGUUCUUCUCUUCGUUACGCUCGAUCCCGCCGGCUUCUCAUGGAGUGUGGACGCCAAAGUCGGGCUUGAGGCAGCUUAUUGAGGCUCGGUACCCUUGGGGCUUUGCGCUAGUCGCAUCUAUAGUCAGUGGGCAAACCAUCACGGCCAUCAGUUCCGCCAACGUCAACAUCACGGUAGGGAUCGUCGUCAAUGUCGUGCUCAGCUUCGUCGUGUCGCUGCUGGGAUACAUGGUACUUCACAUUUGGGAGCGGUACCAACUGAUUCCGAACCUGGCAGCCAUCUGCGGUAAGUAUUUUCAGAAGUCAUCUAUGCCGUCCCUGGCCAUGUCUUAG
Messenger RNA from Anthostomella pinea, 681 nucleotides. Lineage: Eukaryota; Fungi; Ascomycota; Sordariomycetes; Xylariales; Xylariaceae. The record is from the annotation of a GenBank genome assembly.